AUGGUAUGCGAUACAUGCCAAAAAAAGCUUACGAAAAUCGUUGGUAUUGACCCGUAUCGAAAUAAACCACAUAACAAACUUUCUGGAGUACACAAGAGGCCACCCGCAAAUCAGAACAAGUUGAUCGGAAGUGAGAUGAAAGCCAGCGUAAUGAAUUCAAAAUGUAAAAUAUGUAAGUGCUCGAUACACCAGGUGGGCUCGCACUACUGUCAAACGUGUGCUUAUCAAAAGGGGAUCUGCGCCAUGUGUGGUAAAAGAAUCUUGAACACUAGUGGACUCCGGCAGAGUACAGUGUAA
Molecule: messenger RNA, 297 nt
Organism: Angiostrongylus costaricensis
Lineage: Eukaryota; Metazoa; Nematoda; Chromadorea; Rhabditida; Metastrongylidae
Source: the annotation of a GenBank genome assembly